UUUGUCCUUGCAUCCUGUCUGCCCACUCCAGCUCUUUAUCUUAUCCCGUAGCCUUGCUCUCCCCCUGUUCUUGUAAGCACCGUAAGUUCCAGCAAACAUUGGGUUUUGUCAGCCCCCUUCUAGUCAAAGCAUUUCUCGACGCUCGACUCCUAAUUCUCAGUUUCUCUGUCUCCCCUGCAGGCUCAGGGGCUGCUGCCCCCUCCCCAACAGCCGCUGCUGCGGCGGCCGCGGGGCACAGGGGGUGGCAAAGCGGGGUCCGGGAUGAGAGCGGGGGAGCAGCGGGAGGAAGAGGCGGAGAGAGGAAGGGCAGGGGAGAGGAAGGGGAGGUGCAGGAGCAGGAGGAGCAGGGAGAGGAGCCGCGGGCGCAGGCGGAGAGUGGCGGUGCUCCAGGGCGAGCCCGCUGAGCCCGCAGCUCCGCUGGCCCCGGCAGCAUCGCAUUCGUGCAUCCCGCGGGAUUUCCCAUUCACAAGUCUUACCCAGAUGGAGGAAAAGGCCGUGAGAAAGAGGAAGAUGCCCCGGGACAGCCAGGCAGACAAGGAGCUGAGGAUGGAGACCGUGAAGGACAAAUCCCCCCAGCAGAACCUCGUGGAAGAGGCCGUUUGGGGCAGCUCCACAGUGCAGGAAUCCAACGAGGAGGAAAAGCCGCGGAGAUCCCGCAGAGGGAGGGGCUGCAAACGCAGAUCGUGGGGAUCCCAGGAGGAAAGACCCAGCCUGGGCCGAGCAGACAGCCAGAGAUCUGGCCAGAGCUCUGACCUGAGGGUCCAGGAGCAGCUUCAUGGUGGCAAGGAGCCCCUCCAGUGUUUGGAAUGUGGGAAGAGUUUCCACAGGAGCUCCAGCCUGGUCCGGCACCAGAUGAUCCACACAGGGGAACGGCCCUUUGAAUGUGGGGAAUGUGGGAAGGGCUUCAGAAACACCUCCGACCUGAUCCGCCACCAGACAGUGCACACUGGGGAACGGCCCUACGAGUGUGGGGAAUGUGGGAAGGGAUUCAGCUGCAGCUCCAGCCUGAUUGUCCACCAGAGGACCCACACUGGGGAACGGCCCUACAAGUGUGGGGAAUGUGGGAAGGGAUUCAGCUCCAGCUCCAGCCUGAUCGUCCACCAGAGGACCCACACUGGGGAACAGCCCUACGAGUGUGGGGAAUGUGGAAAGAGCUUCAGCCAGAGCUCCAAUUUGAUCUACCACCAGAGGAUCCACACUGGGGAACGGCCCUACGAGUGUGGGGAAUGUGGGAAGGGAUUCAGCUGCAGCUACAGCCUGAACAUCCAUCAGAGAAUCCACACUGGGGAACGGCCCUACAAGUGUGGGGAAUGUGGGAAGGGAUUCAGGAUGCGCUCCAAACUCACCCGCCACCAGAGGAUUCACACCAGGCAACAGCCCUACAAGUGUGGGGAAUGUGGGAAGAGCUUCUUCCUGAGCUCCAGACUGACCCGCCACCAGAUGAUCCACACCGGGGAACAGCCCUACAAGUGUGGGGAAUGUGGGAUGGGGUUCAGGAAGAGCUCCAACCUCACCCGCCACCAGAUGAUCCACACUGGGGUACGACCCUAUGUGUGUGGGGAAUGUGGGAAGAGCUUCCGUGACAGCUCUCGCCUGAUCAUGCACCAGGCAAUGCACGCUGGGGAAUGCCCCUACAAGUGCUCAGAAUGUGGGAAGAGCUUCAGCCAGAGAUGCAACCUGAUUGUCCACCAGAGGAUCCACACCAGGGAGAAGCCCUAUGAGUGUCCUGAGUGUGGAAAGAGGUUUCAGAGCAGAUCCCAUCUGCUCAAGCAUCAGCAGAUUCACACACAAGAGAGGCCCUUCUGCUGCCCCAACUGCAGGAAGGGCUUUAAGAAAAGCUCUACCCUCAUCACCCACCAGCAGAUCCACACUGGGCAGAGGCCCUAACAGUGUCCCCAGUGUGGGAAGAGCUCCUCCCAGAACUCAGCCGUGACCCAACUCCAACGGGGGCACUGGUAAGGGAAGCCCUGUGAGUGCCCCGCAUGCAGGAAGAGCUUCAUGGGCUGCUCCAGCUCCAUCCCCACUGGAGGACCCUGUUGGAUGCUCCCCAGUGACCCUCGUUGGGCAGAGCCUUGGUGAUCCAUGGUCCUGGUGAUCCAUGUUGGGAGCUCACCUGGCUGGUGGUCUCCACAUCCUCCUGGUUCUCCAUGGGCACCUGGACUCAGCAGGCCAAAAAUCCAUUGGGAUGCAGACUGACGUCAGGAAUUCAUCUGGGGCAUCAGAUUUUACUUUCCACUUCAAAAAAUUUGACCUUUUGCAUCCAAUCAUUUCAUCUGUUGGCAUCAAGGAAUACAGGAUGGUCUUGUAGGUCUUUACCAACCUAAAUUAUUCCAUGUUUCUAAAUCUGUCUGGGCCACAGGCAUCUUCCACAGCCAAACAGUGAUGGACUGGGGCAGAAAACCAAGAUUUUGGAGACAAUGGAGUGAAAAGGCCUCUAAAAACAGUUCUUUCCACCCACCCAAGCCCACGCAUACUCAGUCAGCAUGGAAAGGGAAAUCCUUUUAUUUUGGCUUUGAUUUGCUUUCAUUUUUCUUCAUUUCUUCACCCAACAUUGGGAUAACAAUAAAGACAUUGAACUAAGACA
Messenger RNA from Ficedula albicollis (Collared flycatcher), 2584 nucleotides. Its product is annotated as zinc finger protein 2-like. The coding region runs from base 262 to 1887 and encodes 541 amino acids. The transcript has 3 exons. The record is from RefSeq and is a predicted model, not a curated record. NCBI's taxonomy places the organism in Eukaryota, Metazoa, Chordata, Aves, Passeriformes, Muscicapidae.